Cydia fagiglandana is the source of this 551-nucleotide messenger RNA. It is a transcript of the gene mRpL42, whose product is annotated as large ribosomal subunit protein mL42. NCBI's taxonomy places the organism in Eukaryota, Metazoa, Arthropoda, Insecta, Lepidoptera, Tortricidae. The transcript has a single exon. Gene Ontology annotation, cellular component: mitochondrial large ribosomal subunit. The record is from RefSeq and is a predicted model, not a curated record. Bases 75 to 416 code for a protein of 113 amino acids.
GCAAAUAUGCUAUGCUUUGAGGUUACGUUGUUUCUUUGGAAAAUACAAUAAAAUAAGAAAAGUAUAAGAAAGCAAUGGCUCAUUUGAUACGUGCGGUAGGAUUCAAACCUGUAGGUGUGAUAACUAGGAACUUUAACAAAAUCGUAAUUACGGACGACGGAUCUACGAUAGUUGCACUUCACAGAGACCAAGAAUUUCCAUAUGAACAUUCAAGACCUCUUCCUGAUGAAGUUAAGGACGAAUCUAUCCUGAGAAUGUCUGAUUACAAGGAGGUGAAGAGAGUUUUCUAUAAUGUUAAACCGGAGAUAGCGAGGCAACACUUAUCUGCAAUGACACUGACUACGAAGCACCGCUGGUUCCCGAGAGCGAGAGACAAGAAAGCUAAGAAUACUGAAAUGGACAGGCCGUACUUGUAAAAAAAAUAUAAACAAACAUGAAUUCUUGUAUAGAUUAACUUAAUAGAAAAUACUUUAAGCUUUGAGGAGCAUGCAUUGUAUAGGAAGUAGCAGUAACAUUAUUUUAGGUGAAUAAAAACUGUUUCCGAAAUAAAA